Messenger RNA from Microplitis mediator, 7310 nucleotides. RefSeq names its product acetyl-coenzyme A synthetase (gene AcCoAS). Lineage: Eukaryota; Metazoa; Arthropoda; Insecta; Hymenoptera; Braconidae. Gene Ontology annotation, biological process: acetyl-CoA biosynthetic process. The record is from RefSeq and is a predicted model, not a curated record. The transcript is spliced from 12 exons. Gene Ontology annotation, molecular function: acetyl-CoA synthetase activity. Bases 195 to 2246 code for a protein of 683 amino acids.
UCGAUCGUCAUGACAUGCUCCCCACUACCAUUCUAAUAGCCGACGUUGGACUGGAUUCAGCUCUGGAUUGGCCUUUCUAUCUUAUUUUAGAGUCAGUGCAGUCAGUUGCACUCCAGCCGUUGUGAACGGUGUCAAAUAGAUCGCAGAAAUAAAUAUACAAGUGAGUGCAAAUAUUUGAAUUAAGGGUAGCAAAGAUGGCGGAUAGGAUAUAUUAUCCAAAUGCUGAGCUUGCAAGAACAGCAUAUUGCAAUAGUGUGGAACAGUAUAAACAAAUGCAUGAAAAAUCUAUUAAGCAUCCAGAAGAAUUUUGGGGUGAAAUAGCAAAACAAUUUUACUGGGAAACAACUUCAUCAAAUGACAAAUUUUUUUCUUACAAUUUUAACCGUAACGACGGGGAUAUUUUUAUAAAAUGGAUGGAAGGUGCAUCAACGAAUAUUAGUUUCAAUCUUCUAGAUAAAAACGUUAAAUGUGGAAAUGGUGAUAAAAUCGCAUUUUAUUGGGAAGGUAACGAUAUUGAAGAUUAUUCACGAUUGACUUACCGAAAAUUGCUUGAAGAAACUUGUAAAUUUGCCAACGUCCUCAAAUCUAAAGGUGUUCAAAAAGGUGAUCGAGUAGCAAUUUAUAUGCCAAUGAUUUUAGAAUUGCCAAUUGCAAUGCUUGCCUGUACUAGAAUUGGCGCCGUCCAUAGUGUUAUUUUUGCUGGUUACUCAUCAGAUUCGUUAGCUGAAAGAGUGUUGGAUUCUAAAGCCAAGGUUCUAUUAACGGCAGAUGGUGUUUGGCGUGGUCCAAAAUUUUUGAACCUAAAAUCAAUUUGUGAUCAAGCAAUGGCUAAAGUUAAAUCUCAUGAUCAUAAGGUGGAAUCUUGUAUUGUUGUAUCACAUCUACGGCGUGUGACCAGUCCUCCAGGAAGCACAUCAGACGGGGAGAAAACAAAAAAUAUUAACAACGGGACCACUAAUGGAAGGAGCAAUGAAAUGAAUCUUUCGUGGGAUGACGACCGCGAUUGUUGGUGGCACGAAGAAAUGGAAGAUGCUGAAGCAAGUUGUUAUCCAGUUUGGGUUGCAGCUGAAGAUCCUCUUUUCAUUCUUUACACUAGUGGUUCAACUGGGAAACCAAAAGGCGUUCUUCACACUACCGCUGGUUACUUAAUUUACGCUGCCACAACAUUUAAAUACGUCUUUGAUUAUAAACCAAAUGAUAUUUAUUGGUGUACGGCAGAUAUUGGUUGGAUUACGGGUCAUACAUAUGUAGUGUACGGCCCAUUAGCUAAUGCUGCAACUUCAGUGUUGUUUGAAGGGACACCAUUUUAUCCACAAAACGAUAGAUACUGGUCGGUGAUUGAAAAAUAUAAAGUUUCACAAUUUUACACAGCACCGACAGCCAUCAGAAGUUUAAUGAAAUUUGGAGAUGAUUUAAUAAAAAAAUAUAAUCUUAGGUCCCUUAAGGUUCUUGGGUCAGUUGGAGAACCAAUUAAUUCUGAGGCUUGGUUGUGGUUUUAUAAUUUAAUUGGUCAGGGUAAAUGUAGUAUUGCAGAUACAUUUUGGCAAACAGAAACUGGAGGACAUGUCAUAACACCACUUCCGGGAGCUACGCCAAUGAAACCUGGAUCAGCAACAUUCCCAUUUUUUGGUGUACUCCCAGAACUUUUAGAUGAAGAUGGUAAAAUAAUUGAAGGUGAAGGUGAGGGAUAUUUAGUCUUCCGACAGCCUUGGCCAGGUAUGAUGAGAUCACUUUAUGGAAAUCACGAACGCUUCGAAACUGCAUAUUUUGAUAAAUUUAAUGGCUUCUACUGUACAGGAGAUGGAGCAAGACGUGAUGCUGAUGGUUAUUUUUGGGUUACCGGUCGAAUUGAUGACAUGCUCAACGUUUCUGGACAUCUUAUGUCAACGGCUGAAGUAGAAAGUGUUUUAGCAGAACACACAGCAGUUGCUGAAGCGGCAGUUGUCAGUAAGCCUCAUCCAAUAAAAGGGCAAUGUCUUUACUGUUUUAUUACAACUAAUGAGGGAAAAAACUUUGACAAACAAUUGCAAGAUGAACUUAAAAAAAAAAUAAGAGAACGGAUUGGACCAUUUGCACAACCAGAUGUAGUUCAACAUGCUCCAGGCCUGCCUAAAACACGCUCAGGAAAAAUAAUGCGAAGAAUACUUAGAAAAAUUGCAAUUGGUGAUCGUAAUGUAGGAGAUACUUCAACUUUAGCUGACGAGAGCGUUGUUGACUUACUUUUUCAAUUGAGGCCAAAUGCUUGAAUAAAUUAAGAGAAAAUUAGUAAAAAAAAUUAAUAAAAGUAUAAUUAAAAACCAAAUUAGCACUGGCUUCAUAAAACAUUUUAUAAAAUAGGAAACAUUUAAUUCUUCUAGUAUUUUUUCAUUUGACGAUUUUUUUUAAUUUCACCCAAAAAGUUUAUGGAAAGUUAUUUGAAAACGCAAAUAUAGCAUUAUAAUGCUUAAAUUCAUUAAAACCACUCUUAGUAACAAUUUUUAAUUUAUCCUUCAGAUCUAAGUAAUUAUAGUAUUUUCAUCUAUUAACAUUUAAUUUAAGAAAAAAAUCAGAUUAAAUAUUUUUUUUGCGAUUUCCCUUAUUUUUAUCAAUUUCGUUUUUUAAUAAACCAUUUAUAAUUUUAAUAAAAAAAAACAAGAAAGUGAACAAUGAAAGUAAUACCAUUAUUGAUUAUAAACGACAUAAUAUUACUAUGAAAGUGAUAAUCUUAUUAUAAAAAAAAAUUAUUUAAUGUUGAGUAAAAAGUAUUUAAAAAGAAAAAUGUUAUAAUAAUAAAUAAAAUGAAGCUAUAAAAAGUCUAUAUGAAAAAAUACGCACUAACAUCAACGCACGUUAAUUAUUUUACUGAAAUUUUUCAGAAACAAUUAUAUGAGGGAAGGUGAAGCACAGUGAAAAUAUUACUAGAUAUCUGGUUUUAAUUCAUAUUCAAAGUAAUCCAUUGAUUUAUAAAGCAAUCAGUUAUAAAUUAGUGAAUCACUUCAAACGCUGUGUUAAUAACAGAUAGGAAUAUCACAGUUGGUAUCAAUAUGUUAUCUUAUCUUUCAUCUUUUCCAAGAGAUAUAUAUAUAUAUAUAUAUAUAUAUAUAUAUAUAUAUAUCAUGUAUUAGAUCAAUUCAAAAAAAUCGACAAUUUUUUUAACUUCCCGCUAAGAAACUUUAAAAUUUUCAAAAAUUCGGUAAGUUAUUGGUUUCAGUACGAUUUCCGAAAACCGAAUUUCUAUCAGAUAUUAACGUUUUGAGGUUCUAGGAAGUUAUUCUGACUAAUUUCACGAUGAUGUCCGAGUGUAUGAUAUUGAUAGGUUCGUCGGAAGAGUUAUCGAGAAAAAAAAUUUUGAAAACCGCCUGACCCUGCAGGCCAGUCCCAAAACUGCCCGCUGUUUUCGAGUUCAGGGAGCUUGUAAAUUUUUGUUAGAACGAAUGAACUGAUUCAAGCGUUCGUGAUGGCAAUCAAAAAAGCUUGCCAAUAAAGAACUGAUUACAUAUUAGGGCGAAUCGGUCAAGUCGUUUAUGAUUUAUACGCAAAAAACGUAAAAAAAAAAAUUUUUUAUUUUUAUUUUUCUCAUAACUUGUGAACUACAUGACCGAUCAACUCCAAAAUCUAAUCAAUUUCAAGUCGGUGAGCCCUUUCGAUUGCCAUGAAGAACGUUCAAAUCGGUUGAUUCGUUCCAAAGAUAUCUUCAGAUAAACAAAGUUCACAUGCACACACACACACACACACACACACACACACACACACACACACACACACACACGCGCAGACGUCCAGAAAUAGUCAGAAUAGCUUCCUCAGAUCUUAAUACGUUGAAAUCUAUUGAAAUCUCGAUUUUCGAAAAUCGGACCGAGACCAAUAACUUCCCGCUAUGAAAAUUGCAAAUUUUCAUAGCGGGAAGUUAAAAAAUAGUCGUUUUUUUUAAUCAGUCACACACAUAUAUAUAUGACCUUCGAGAUUUCUUAAUUAAGACGGAAUCUUUAGAUCAUUUUUUUUAUAUAAGAUUCAGCUUACUCUACGUAUACGGAAAAAAGAGCAGUUGAAAAAUUGAACUCAUGUCUGAGUAUUUAUUGCAUAUUGAGUAUACACCAAAUACACUCAAAGUUUACACUGAAUUUACACGGUGUAUAUGCGCACGAUAUAUACAGUGUUUACACCGAGUAUACACUAAAAAAAUUUUUGAAGUCCUCGGAAUAAAAGUUGUGAAGAAAAUUUUUUUUGAAAAAAAUUGAAAUAAAAAAAAAUCAAAUUUUGAAAAAAAAAUUAACAUUUUGAAAAAAAUUAAAAUUUUCAGAAAAAUUAAAAAAAACAUACACAUAAGGUAAAAAACCCUGUUGUUGACCAUGAUCCAGUUUCUGACCUUUUUAACUUUUUUCUAACUUACUUAAAAAACUAUAACUUUAAUAAGAAAAUCGAUUUUUUCUUAAUUUAUAGUUAUCUAUUCUGAGCCUAAUUAAUGGCAAUUUAAAAAACAUAGAAAUUAUUAACUGAAUAAAAAAAAUUGAUUUAGUCGGAGGUGGCUGACGAAACCAUUUUUUAAGUGUAGUCUAAGCAGUUGACGUUAGAAGGUGCGACAAUUGAAUCUGUGCACUAAUUAUCAUGUCAGUAAAAAAAUUUAAUUAAAAAUGUAUGGAUAGAUCAAUAUUUAAUUAAAAUGUAUUUUAAUAUACGGAUAAAACAUAUUAAAAUGAGUUUUGUUGCUAAAAUUUGAGGGUCAAUAACUAGGCUCAAUUUUAAAGGUGUGAAGACGUUGUUGACCCUCAAAUUCUAACCUACUACACGGAGAGAAAUUUAUGGUAACCGUUCCUAGUAUGUUUAUGAAAUAUCAUCCCAUACCGUUAUGGUAAUGAUUACUUGGAAUUAUGGGAUACAGGCCCAUAUUUUCUAGGAAAAGUUCCCAUAAGUAUGGGGACAAUUCCCAUUAUUAUGGUAACAGUUCCCAUAUCGCAUGGUAAUAGAAUUAUGGUAAUGAUUACCAUACUCUUAGGAAUAGUUCCCAUAAGCAAAUAGGAACCAAUCCUAUAACCACAUUGUAACGAUUCCUGAGUGCAUAUGGGAAUAAAUCCUAUAUAUUAUGGUAACCAUUACCAUACUAUUAUGGUGAUGGUUCCCUGGCGGUUUUGAAUCACCCUGGAAACAGCCUGGAAACUCGGUAGAAUCACGGUGGAUCCAGGAUGGUUACACGGUGGUUUUGUGCCAUUUUAUCAUCCUGAUUCCACGGUGGUUACACGGUGUUACCAGGAUGGUUACACGGUGUACCCACCCUGAUUUCACGGUGAUUACGCGGUGUACGUGGAAUCAGGGUGGGUACACCGUCUAACCACCGUGGAUCCACCGUGAUUCCAGGGUGUUUCCAGGGUGAUUCAAAAUCGCCAGGAUUACCAUAAUGUUAUGGUAAUGGUUACUAUAACAUUAUGGUAACCAUUACCAUAAUAGUAUGGUAAUGGUUACCAUAAUAUUAUAGUAAUGAUAACUACAAUAUAUGGGUACCGUUCCUAUAAUUAACACGGAGAUAAAUUUAUGGUAAAAAUUACAAUAUAUUAUGGGAGUGGUUCCCAUAAUGCAUGGUAACCGGUGUUUUUGAAAUGUUGAUUAUAGGACCGGUACCCAUAUAUUGUAGUUAUCAUUACUAUAAUAUUAUAGUAAUCGUUACCAUAACAUUAUGAUAACCGUUGCCAUAAUAUUAUAGUAACCGUAACCAUAAUAUUACGGUAACCAUUACCAUAGUUACAUAGUAACGAUUUCCAUAAUUCCAUAGAAACUAUUCCGAUACCUCCCGGGAAAAAAUGAUCAGGCCUGACCAUGCCUGUUCAAGUAUGAUCAGGCCUGAAAUUAGACCUGAUCAUGCCUGUUCAUGUAUGAUCAGGCCUGAAAUUAGACAUGAUCAGGCCUGAUCAUACCUGUCCAUGCCUAUCCAUGUCUGAGGCGUUAAAUACACUCAGGCCUGUUCAUGGCUGUUCAUGUCUGUUCAUGCCUGACCAUGUCUGUUCAUGUCUGAAGCGUUAUAUGCGUUCAGGCCUGAUCUUACCUUUCCAUGCCUGUCCAUGUCUGUUCAUGCCUGAAGCGUUAAAUACAGUCAGGCCUGAUCAUGUCUGUUCAUGACUGUUCAUGGCUGUUCAUGUCGGAAGCGUUAAAUACAGUCAGGUCUGAUCAUGCCUGAUCAUGUCUGUUCAUGGCUGUUCAUGGUUGUUCAUGUCUGAAGCGUUAACUACGCUCAGGACUGAUCAUACCUGCCCAUGCCUGGUCAUGUCUGUUCAUGUCUGUUCAUAGAUAUAAAAUUUUUUUGACAAAGAAUCUAUCACGUAUAACCCGGGAAAAAAGGAUCAGACCUGAUCAGACAUGAACAGGCAUGAGUCUUAAGACUUUCAGUACUUGAAGUUCGUACGAUACCUAUUUUUCAACUCAAUCUCUUAGGUCAACAGGUAACGAGGCGAACUUUCAAGCGCAAGGUCCACGGUUCGAAUCCUAAACACUCCCAUAUUUUUUAUUUUUUUUUUCAUUUUUAUAGAAAUAAUUAUAUAUAAUUGUAUAUAGUUAUGCAUAAUUAUAUAUAAUUAUAUAGGACCAUUUUUUAUAUAUAAUUGUUUUACCAGAAUGGGCAUGAACAGACCUGAUCAGACCUGAACAUGCCUGAUCAGGCCUGGUCAGGCAUGAUCAUUUUUCAUGUCUGAUCAGGCCUGAAGACUCAUGCCUGCUCAUGUCUGAUCAGGCCUGAACAUUUUUUCCCGGGCUUAUAGAAAUUAUACCCAUAAUUAUGGGAAUGAUUACCAUAAUAUAUAUGGUUUCUGUUCCUAUAAUCAACAUUUCAAAAAAACCGGUUACCAUGCAUUAUGGGAACCAUUACCAUAAUAUAUUGUAAUUGUUACCAUAAAUAUCUCUCCGUGUACGAACGGGGUUAUCCACCUUAGUAGCAAUUUGGUAAAAGCCUUGUGCCAGCAUGGAUCAAGAUACUAUAGAAAGAUUUUAGAUCAAGAAUUGUACAAGAAUUGGUCCAGAUUCUUGACCAAGAGUAUUGGUCAAGACUUGAGCCAGACUGAGGUCAGAAUUUGACCAGAAAUCUGGGGCCAUCUAUUGCUAAACUUUGGGACUAUCCUAUAGAGUAGAGGUUCUCAUUCUACAAUAGUUUUAUUUACACUCGUUGUCAUUAAUGCCUGGUCCCCCAGACUAUAGAAUCUUAGCCAUACAGGGGACCAGGCAUUAAUGACAACGAGUGUACAAUACUGUAGUCGAGAAGUGAGUUCUCUGUAGAAAAUGAAUCUAGUUUUUUAUAAAUACGAGUGACAGCUUAUUGAAUUUGUUAUUAAAUUUGACAAGACAUUUUUUUU